Molecule: messenger RNA, 600 nt
Organism: Haemonchus placei
Lineage: Eukaryota; Metazoa; Nematoda; Chromadorea; Rhabditida; Trichostrongylidae
Source: the annotation of a GenBank genome assembly
AUGGGUGAUCCGUAUCAUCACGGAAAAACUCGUGAUCACGACCAAGAGCAGGAGGUUAUUCCACCAAUAAGGCUUGACGAUGCUGAGUGGAAGAUAAUACAACAGAACACAUUCACUCGAUGGGUGAACAAUCACCUCAAGAAGGCUGGAGAUUCCAUCCAUAGCCUGGAAACGGACUUUUCUGAUGGCCUGAAGCUCAUAAGUCUCGCCACGGUGCUUUCGCAGAAAAACGUCGGCCGAUUCAACAAAAAGGUAAACUUUCGUUCACAAAAACUUGAAAACGUGUCUCUUGCUCUUAAGUUCUUCCAAGAUGUUGAGCAUAUUAAAAUUGUAAACAUAGACAGUUCACAUAUCGUGGACCAAAACAAGAAGCUGAUUCUUGGACUGAUAUGGACUUUAAUUCUGCACUACUCCAUUUCCAUGGGGUGGGUUCAGGAGAAAAAUGAUGGUCAGCCGGAAGAAACACCUAAACAAAAACUGCUGAACUGGAUUCGUAGCAAGCUUCCCGUCGGGAUGCCACUCACAAAUUUCACCUCUGACUGGAAUGACGGCAUUGCUGUUGGAGCUCUGGUUAGUCAUUUUGGAGUCGGCAGACGUUGA